Messenger RNA from Tauraco erythrolophus (red-crested turaco), 1196 nucleotides. Lineage: Eukaryota; Metazoa; Chordata; Aves; Musophagiformes; Musophagidae. The record is from RefSeq and is a predicted model, not a curated record.
GAAAGAUCCUCAUGGGUUUUUUGCUUUUCCAGUCACGGAUGCCAUCGCUCCUGGAUAUUCCAUGAUAAUAAAGCACCCCAUGGAUUUUGGUACCAUGAAGGAAAAAAUUGCAGCAAAUGAAUACAAAUCAGUCACUGAAUUCAAGGCAGAUUUUAAACUGAUGUGUGAUAAUGCAAUGACUUACAACAGACCGGAUACUGUUUACUACAAGCUAGCUAAGAAGAUACUGCACACGGGCUUUAAGAUGAUGAGCAAAGAACGGCUGUUAGCUUUGAAGCGCAGCAUGUCGUUUAUGCAGGACAUGGAUUUUUCUCAGCAGGCAGCUCUUUUGGGUGAUGAAGACACAGCUGUUGAGGAACCUGUUCCUGAAGUUGUUCCUGUACAAGCAGAGACUACAAAGAAAUCCAAAAAGCAAAAUAAAGAAGUUAUUAGUUGCAUGUUUGAACCUGAGGGAAAUGCGUGCAGCCUGACGGACAGCACAGCUGAAGAACAUGUGCUGGCACUAGUGGAACAUGCAGCAGAUGAAGCUCGGGAUAGGAUCAAUCGAUAUCUACCCAACAGCAAGAUUGGUUACCUGAAAAAAAACGGAGACGGAACUUUGUUGUUUAGUGUAGUAAAUUCAUCCGAUCCAGAAGCAGAAGAGGAAGAGACUCACCCAGUGGAUCUGAGUUCACUGUCAAGCAAAUUAUUACCUGGCUUCACUACACUGGGCUUUAAAGAUGAACGAAGAAAUAAAGUAACCUUUCUUGCAAGUGCUAGUACAGCACCUUCCAUGCAAAACAACUCCAUAUUUCAUGAUCUGAAACCAGAUGAAAUGGAACUCCUGUACUCAGCAUAUGGUGAUGAAACUGGGAUACAGUGUGCCUUAAGCUUACAAGAAUUUGUGAAGGAUGCUGGAAAUUACAGCAAGAAAAUAGUAGAUGAUCUUCUGGACCAGAUCACGAGUGGAGAUCAUUCCAAAACUAUUUAUCAGCUAAAGCAGAGGCGAAACAUCCCAGUAAAACCACUGGAUGAAGUUAAAGUUCUGCCCGUUCUCAUAAAAGAAGAACACAAGUUGCGGAAUACCUGCCCGGAUUCUUCCAAACAGAUUAUGGUUGGAGAAUCUGCUGGAGACAGUAACACUUCUGACUUGGACUUCCUCUCUAUGAAACCGUAUUCAGAUGUAUCUCUUGAUAUUUCUAUGUUAAGUUCGUUAG